Colossoma macropomum (tambaqui) is the source of this 4463-nucleotide messenger RNA. Its product is annotated as zinc fingers and homeoboxes protein 2. The transcript is spliced from 4 exons. Gene Ontology annotation, molecular function: DNA binding; DNA-binding transcription factor activity, RNA polymerase II-specific. Gene Ontology annotation, cellular component: nucleus. Lineage: Eukaryota; Metazoa; Chordata; Actinopteri; Characiformes; Serrasalmidae. Gene Ontology annotation, biological process: regulation of transcription by RNA polymerase II. The coding region runs from base 931 to 3738 and encodes 935 amino acids. The record is from RefSeq and is a predicted model, not a curated record.
UCCUUCUCUCCCCCUUUCUUUCUCCUUUCCCUCUCUUCUUCCACCACCUUGCUGCUGGACUGAACACAGUAAACACAGCGGCAGCAGCGGCAGCAGCGUCUGUCUGUGUGAGCUCGUCCUGCUGCUGCUGCUCCUCGAUGCAUUGAAUGAAAAUAUUUUUGGUGUCGUAUGAAAAUAUAUGCUGACGUACCAGAUCAUGUGGGCUUUUUCGUCGCAGAUCUCCCAUGCAUGCACAGCCACUUGCUUUUUUAUUUUUUCCCCCCUCUACGCUUGUCUUUAGGAUCCGCCACAAAUCUUUAGGAUUACAAAUGUUGUUUUACGGGGCGCUGCUGCUGCUUUCUUGAAAAAAGCUCAAAAAGCGCCGUUUUCGGGGGGAAAGAAAAAGAUUUGUUGGUGCUGUUUAAUCUCAAUCUUUCCACCAAAGCAACAGACUCCUUUUUUAGGCAGAUUCCAGAGAGCUGCUGGACCAGAGACAGAGAGAUAGUCUAACGAGAGGGAAAAGAGAAAGAGGAAGAAAGAGGGAGGGAGAGAGAAACUCUGUGGGUAACUGAAAGAGACUGGCAUCAGUGGACAGAGAAAGAAGAGAAAAGAAGGGAAAAGAGAGAGAGAGAGAGAGAGAGAGAGAGAGAGAAGCAGGAGCGCUACGGGAGGCCGUCCCCUGGGGAGAAGCCCCGCCCAGUCCAGGAAGAAGUUCAGUGGGUUGUGUAAUGAGGUCCUAUGAAGCCCUGCACUGGAGCUGAUGUUCCCGGUCAGCGGGAGACUCCGGAGCCAAGGCUGGGAGACUCCGGAGCGGACUGAGGAACUGCAGAGUCCCGCUCCUGUGCCGGGAAUCCACUCUGACCACUUCCAUCCCUCUUUCCCUCCUUCACUUCGCAACACCUCCCAACCGCUUUGUCAGGCCUACCCCUGAACCCUGUCACUACGGUUACCAUGUCCAGCCGAAGGAAGUCUUUCACUCCCUGCAUGGUGUGUGUCAGCGAUGUGCCAACAGACAGCCCUGUUGAAAUGGAUAUCUUGGCUGAUGAAGUAGUAGAGGACAGGUCUUCCUCUCUGCAGCCUUCAUUAGAUCUGCAUCAAGUGUCAGCAAAGGAGGGCGAGGUUGACCAUAAGGAGGAGAGUCAUGUGGAAGGGAUGGAAGGGAAGGUGGAGGAAGAUAAAUCCCUUGCCACACAGAAACAGCAAGGUAGGGACUACCAGUGUAAGUACUGCUCCUUCUCCACUCAGAAUCUCAACGACUUCAAAGAGCAUGUGUACUCUACACACCCUAACGUCAUUCUGAACCCUCUGUAUCUGUGUGCCGUCUGCAACUUCAGCACCAAGAAGUUUGACUCCCUAACAGAACACAAUGGAACACUUCAUCCAAGAGAGAGCAAUUUCAAGUUCAAGCGAAUUAAACUUGACAACCAGACUAUCCUAGAGCAGACCAUUGAGAAUGAGGAUGAUUCAAACGCUCUAGAAACCAAGCACAUGCAUGAUGAUGACGGCUUUGACUUUUUCCCCACAUACCCUUCAAGUGUACAAAAUGUUGGAAAGCCAGUGGUGGACAAUACAGAAAUCUACAACAAUGGUAAUGAAGUAGAAAGUAAUUUAGAUAAUCUGAUGUUGAAGGAUCAGAUCACUGCGGUCAAUGUGAAUGGCACAAUCAUCAUCCCUGAGCCCAUGAUCCUUCAGGGCCUCUCUCACGUCAUGCCUCUGCUGCAGCGCCCACCCAACCUUAACUCCAUUCCAACAAUCGCCGUUCCUCUGAACACAAGCAAGUACAAUCCUUUGUUGGACAGCAACACUACACUCAUCACUUCCUUCAACAAAUUCCCCUACCCAACUCAUGCUGAGCUCUCAUGGCUCACUGCUGCAUCCAAGCACCCGGAAGAGCAAAUCAAGGUAUGGUUCACUACCCAGCGACUGAAGCAGGGAAUCACCUGGUCACCAGAAGAGGUGGAGGAAGCUCGAAAGAAAAUGUUCAAUGGCUGUAUGCCACCUGCUGACCAGACGUUCACCAUUUUGCCUACGCCUGUGAGCGAGCCAAUCGCCACCAGUCAGUCUGUUGCACCAGCAGUCUCCUGCCACGUUAUUGGACAGUCCACCUUGUCCACGGUGACCACUGCAAUUGGGUCACCUGCUACGUGUGCAACUGUCACUGUGACAACCGUUAAUAGUAUGCAGAAUCUCAAGCGCUCUUUGGGAAAUCCAACAGUGGCCCAGGAGGUAAAGCGUCCCAUGAUUCCUACAGAGGAACCCAAAGAUAAGCUACGCAUGGCACCCCCUCCUGUCCCUCCCCUAGAAAGACUACCCAUGGCUCCUCCUCCUGUACCCCCAGAUAGUAAGAGAUCCAUGCCCCCACCUUUGAUUGCCCCAGACCUGAAGAGAUCCAUUAUCGCCCCUUACGCUAUGCCUAAGGGGAAAUUGCCAGUGGUAUUUCCACUUAUACCUCCCAAAGACAAGGUACCUAUGGCGCCCCCUCCCCUGUUACCCAGAGACAGAUUAUCUAUGGUGUCCCUACUGUCCACAGAUCUAAAGAGGUCUAUGGUUCCCCAACAAUUAAGGAAUCAAGCGCCUGCCUCUUCAGUGAUUUCUAAAGACAAACUAUCACCUUUACCUACUGAUGUAAACUUACCCAUGGUGCCCCCCCUGGUGACUUCUCAAAUGAAGAGACCAACAAUCAUUCAAACUGCACGGGCUCCACCUGUAGCCCCUCCCCUGGUCCCUGCUUUCUCUCUGGAGUGUAAACCACUAGAGCCGACAGCGGAGCAGAAGCUCAUAGGCUCAGAGAGUCGACCCUCAGAGAGUCAGAACAGCAAUGGAGUCCCCUGUGGGGACGGUAAGAAUUGGUUUCUUGACCAGAGUGCACCGGCCCACAAUGGUUCACAGCACUUAAAUAGUGACUUUGCUCCAAAGGAGCGUCCAAAAACAGUCCCAACCCAGUUCCCUCUCCUGGAAAGAGUGAAGGGGAAAACUGCUGAGCAGCUGAAGGUUUUAGAGGAAAGUUUUCAGAGAAAUAGUUUCCCAUCAUACAACGAGGUUGAUCACAUCGCAAUCACCACCAGACUCUCCAGAGAGGAGAUUGACAGCUGGUUCUUGGAACGACGAGCACUUCGAGACAACUUAGAAAAAGCCCUGUUGAAUUCAAUGGGCUCCAAGAGAACUGACAUCGCAGAGAGGAGGUCGCGUUCACACCACCAACAUGCUUUGCUUAACGGAGUUCACAAACAAGGUGGCCUACCCAUGAGCCCUCUCCCUCCCAUCAUUGCCCCCACCCCAUCCUCUGGACCUCUGGAUAGGAAGUCCCUAAACCUCCUCAAAGAUGUCUUUGUCCAAACACGGUGGCCUUCGCCUGAGGAAUAUAGUCGUCUGGAGGCACAGACAGGCUUGCCUCGUACAGACAUUGUCCGAUGGUUCAAAGACAGCCGGCUGGCCCUGCGCGGUGGUGCUGUGGAGUGGAAGGAGCUGUUCCAUAAGCUCAGCGGCAGCGAGUUGAAUGGCCGGCUGAUCUCCGAGCAGCCCUGCAGUGUCACUCAACCAGGCCAGGACCGUAAGGUGCCUAGAGCGGAGUGCACCAAACUAAGCAGCCAAGAGAUCAAAGACUGGUUCAGCAACACACUGGGCCAGCGUGGGCCUGAAAUGGGGAGGAAUGGAGGUCAGAAUGGGGGUGGCGGAGAGGAGUGCGGGGGCUGGAUGGAGGAAGCAGUAGGGGUGAAAGCUAGGAUGGCGUCACGAGAGCUGGUCUCAGACACAGAUUAGGCGAGAGGAGGGAGAAGAGGCAGGAAAAGAGGGUAGGAGCUGCUGCCGCUGUCAUUUUGCACAGAAGUGGAAGAAAAGAAAAGGAACAGAGGCUUACUUUGAAAUGUUGUAUUUUUGGAACCAAUGAUUUCACUCUUGCCCUCUUCUAUUGUGCCAGCCAGCACACGCCGCCAGUCAGAAGCGGAAGGGGCCUCAUCGCUGCACGGAGCACCGGGUGGCAGGAGCGCCGUUGAAACGUUGCUGAAAUGUUGUGGGAGCGUUUGUGGCGCAUUGUGCGACGGUUCGGCAUCAGGGAGGGACAGAGUGAAUGCACUGAGGAGACGGAGACCGUUGAGUGCCAAAGCUGGAUUUGCUGCAUAACUACAAGGGUUCUUGUAAAUAUUUUUUUCUGUACUGCUACAGAUUUGUACAAUUUUGGGGGAACUUUUGUUACAUUUUGUAAUGGGAGCAAGUGGCCCCCAGUUUUUGCUCUGGCUGGUCUUUUCAGUGGACACAUCGUACAUUUUGUAACAACACCAUGCACCACUACAGGCGUUGGCAAUACAUCAGACAGUUUUACAGAGCCGGACUUUCAAUACAGUUGUCUUUGGAGGGACUUCUUUAAAUCAGUGUAUUUGUUGACUGGUUUAAGGUGCUGUUAUACUUUCUGGAUAUUACUCGCCGUUGCUUUUGCUAUAAUUACAGUUCUUACAGCGUGACAUUUUGAAAACAAAACAGAAGUUUCA